CUCGGCGACGAGGUCGACGCGAGAGCCGCGUCGUCGCGCGAGUCUUCUCCGCGAGGAUGGAGCAGCUCGCCCAGUUCGUUUCCAAGAGCUUCGACAACGCGGCUGGCGAACACGCGCCAUGCAGAACAACCACCGAACGACCUCCGUCCGCGAGGAUCACCCUCAGUGUCGCGCAUUUGCUCGGCGAUUCUGCGGAGAACGAUGGCAAUGUCGGUGCAGGGACGAGCGAAUCCGCUCAAGAUCCAUCGAGCGUCGAGGCGAGCAGCGUGGAUGAACCGCCGUCGCCGGAAGGCCGCCUCCAACCGGAAGAUCUCUCCGUUACGACCAAGAGUAAGGAGGCGAAGGACGUGGUUAACACCGUGGACAGCCUUCCGCCUCUAAAAACACCGGAAUUAAAGCUCUCCGUAAGAAAAUUGCUAGGAUGCAGUCCAUCGCCACCACCGAUUUCGAGAGAUCGAUCAGCUAGCCCCGAAAAUUGUGUCGAAUUGAAAAGUCAAGCUUCUAAUGAAACGAAAUCGUCGGAUUUGAAGCUACAGUCGCAGGUUUCGAGGUCUUUGAUGCAGGGACAAGAAGAAAGUACGAAAGGAUCGAACUGCCGUAACAGCGGAAACGGAAACGGGAAACAGAGAAGAUCUCGAACGAAUUUCACUUUGGAACAAUUGGCUGAAUUGGAAAGGCUGUUCGAUGAGACGCAUUAUCCUGACGCGUUCAUGAGAGAAGAACUGAGCCAGAGACUCGGUUUAAGCGAGGCGAGAGUUCAAGUCUGGUUUCAGAAUCGACGUGCCAAGUGCCGCAAGCACGAGAGUCAAUUGCAUAAAGCAGGUGGAAUGGUGCUGGCUCCUCGAAGUCCACCAGCGACCCUGGAACCGUGUCGAGUGGCGCCGUACCUGCCGGCCUUGAGGUUGCACCCCCCAAUGCAAGGUGCCGGUGGCAACAUGACCACCGCGGCAGGUUCUGCGUUCGACCCAGCUGUCCUCCAUUACGCGGCAGCCGGCGGUCUUUUCUGUCUUCCACCACCGCCGCCUCCGCCACCGACGUCCAGUCAUCCGCAUCCUCAUCCCCUGAGUUUGGCGGCUUCGUUGGCUGCGGCCGCAGCACGUUCCAAAAAUAGCAGCAUCGCGGAUCUGAGGCUGAAGGCCAGACGACACCAGGAAGCACUGGGACUCGACAGGCCUGCGUAAAACGAAGAAACUCCGACUUCGAAGUCGACUAACAGCGAUUGUUGCUGUUUCCUUGCACGGUGGUGAGUAUGGUAUCGUUCAGACAGUUUCUCCGUAUGAUUCGUUGGGUUUCGAGGUUUAUUCGAAGAUUAUUUCGACGAUAGGAAGCGUCUUCGAUCUUGCAGAAUAUUUUCUUCCAUUCACUUUUUGGUGUGGAAAGUAACAGGGGUGGUUUGGAGGGGAAAAGUUUGAGAUUGGAUGAAGUAGUUCUCUUUUGGAAUGGUGAAAUUAUUUUAAAAGAAUAAAGUUGAUCGUAGCCGACUCACCACCGUUGUGAAACUGUGCAGGUGAAUAUUGAUUCGCUUAGAGUAUUUGGCAAGCACUUGACUUCUUGGUUGUCGGGUGUUAUCAAGAUACUCGCUUCACGUAUUAAAUUUUUUAACAAUAACGAAGGGAUGUUCUUUCCAAGUAAAUCAUCUUGCAUUCUUUUCUUUUAUUUAAUUCUAUUACAUCUAUCGUAGCUAUUUUUUGACGAUUUGGUGAAGCUCUGCAAAAUCGUGAUGCAAGGAUACUCGUCAGCGAGACAGCUGCAUCAGUUCGUGUCCGAGAAGUACAAACGGAGACUCGAUGUGUAUAAAGUGAACAAUUUCCGGGAGAAGUGUGUAUUAUACAUAUAAUAUAAAGUAUUAUACAUAAAUAUAAAUAGUCGAAGGUCAGUAGUAGCUGGGCUUGGAAAUAACGAGUCGGUGAGAAGUUGCAUCCGUCGGAACGGUCGAAAUUUCUCAUUCCGAGACGAAUAAAUUCUUUGUAUUUCGAUUUCUAUUUUCUUUGUUAAGCCACGAAGUGAAUAUCAACGAAAUUCUGAAAAUGCAUGGAACGAUGUUGUAGAAUGAUGGGUGUGAAAAAUUCAGAGAUUUCGAUAGGUGUCUAGCGUCUCCAGGCGAUUAAAACGAAUUCGGCGAUGGCGUGUUGAGGAUACAUGAUUGUUCUUGAAUACAUGAUUGUCACACUGUAUACUAUUAGCUUUAAAAUAUAUAAACUUAAAUCUUGUGCGAGUCGAUCAUUUAUUGCUCAUUAUCCUGACUUACGACGAUUUUCUGAUUAACGAGUCUAAUAAAAAAUCUAAUCAAAAACCAAAAGAAUUCUUCCACUUACUUCAUAUCGAACCAAUCGAAUGCAGUGGAUUCUCUUAAUACGAAAACAGCAUCCUAAAUCGCGAAUUCUCUGCUUUCUCAGCGUUGGUAACGAGCUCGUGCUCAAGCCAUCCAACGACAAAUCGCGCGUCCUGGCACCACCGUCCAAGACAUAAUUCUUAGGGAUGAUUCACGGCUGGUUGGACAGAAGGACUUUUGGUAGCCGCGAUGCCGAAGCGCCCCCGGGACGCUGGCCAGUGGUAUCGUCGUCGGGGCGCUAAUGCAAUAACGCUUUGGUACGCGGAUAAAUCAAGUCGGCCGAAUCGUUCCACCCAGUCCUGUGCCAUCUAAUCGUGUUACCCCUCUCGUCUCUCGGGCGCCAUUACAACCCAUUACAUCUACCUUCCACUCGUACGUUAGAACGUUACUUCUUUAAGGUUUCUUCCAUUUUUUAGUCUCUUUGCAUCUUCUGUAAUAUCUUUUUGAACACAUUGACGAUUUUAGUGUCAGAAUUCUAUCAUGGACCGGUUAAAACGAUCGUUUUCGUUCGACGGAGAAGAAGAUGAAAGAGAGGAUUUGCUAAAUACUGGAAACAGUAAAAAGUUGUAAAGUUUAAUAUUAGAUUUUUUUAGACACUCAACGAGUCGCGUUGUUUCGCGAUUCGUUAAUGUAUUUUAAUAGGAGAACUUUGGAAGCGUUCGUGUUUUGCAGGUAAAUCAAGCGGGCGAAUCAGUUGGAAACGCAGCGUCGCGUAAUCGCGUUAGCCGGGAUUCAUUCUGGACGCUCCCGAGGGCGUCGUUAUUGUCCUAUCCGUGCGCGUUCGGUCGUACCGUUGCGAAACGCUACGCUCGCUCGAUAGAAGCAUCUGAUUAAAAAACAAAACAACUCCGGAAUUGCUCGACGACUCGGUUUUCAAACUAUAAUUUCAUCCAGUCCAGCUAAAAGCUUCGAGUUUCAGUUGUAUCUAACGGAUCUAACAAAUCUUCCUUUCAACGAUAUAUGAAACUACCAUAAAGAGAGAAAUAAAAGAGACUACCAGCAAAGAUUGCGUAAAAAUGAUCGAUUCAUCGGAAAGUGAAAAACUU
This is a messenger RNA of Bombus pyrosoma, 3378 nucleotides long. RefSeq names its product short stature homeobox protein 2-like. Gene Ontology annotation, cellular component: nucleus. The transcript has 4 exons. NCBI's taxonomy places the organism in Eukaryota, Metazoa, Arthropoda, Insecta, Hymenoptera, Apidae. Bases 57 to 1181 code for a protein of 374 amino acids. The record is from RefSeq and is a predicted model, not a curated record. Gene Ontology annotation, biological process: regulation of transcription by RNA polymerase II. Gene Ontology annotation, molecular function: DNA-binding transcription factor activity, RNA polymerase II-specific; sequence-specific double-stranded DNA binding.